AUGGUGCGGGCAGCUGGGGGCAAUGGAAGCGUUGGGCAGGGGGUUAUCUUUGUUCCUUUUUUUCUUAAUUCAGCUGUGCUUCCUGCCCGCUGCUACUCUCAUGGGUCACAAGAGUCAGAUGAAGAAUUUGAUGCUCGCUGGGUGACAUAUUUCAACAAGCCAGAUAUUGAUGCCUGGGAGCUCAGGAAAGGCAUAAACACACUGGUGGGUUACGACCUGGUCCCGGAGCCCAAAAUCAUCGAUGCGGCUCUGAGGGCCUGCAGACGGUUAAAUGACUUUGCCAGCGCUGUCCGCAUCCUAGAAGUUGUAAAGGACAAGGCAGGACCCCACAAGGAAAUCUAUCCUUACGUUAUCCAGGAGCUUAGACCAACUUUGAGUGAACUUGGAAUCUCCACUCCAGAGGAACUGGGCCUGGACAAAGCAUAAACCUUGUUGGUGCACUAGUCAAGCGUUUCACUGAUGCUACCUGACUGUACACGGUCACCUGGAAAGACAAAGUUCAAAUCUUACCUGAAAUAACUUCUUCCUUUAUUGAGUCACAAUGGAAGUGCUGUGAAGUCCGGCCUAAUAAAGGAAAAACUGGUUUGACUGACGUACCAGCA
This is a messenger RNA of Cyanistes caeruleus (blue tit), 602 nucleotides long. The record is from RefSeq and is a predicted model, not a curated record. NCBI's taxonomy places the organism in Eukaryota, Metazoa, Chordata, Aves, Passeriformes, Paridae.